This is a messenger RNA of Hyalella azteca, 3103 nucleotides long. It is a transcript of the gene CycB, whose product is annotated as G2/mitotic-specific cyclin-B. Gene Ontology annotation, molecular function: cyclin-dependent protein serine/threonine kinase regulator activity. The coding region runs from base 139 to 1437 and encodes 432 amino acids. Lineage: Eukaryota; Metazoa; Arthropoda; Malacostraca; Amphipoda; Hyalellidae. The record is from RefSeq and is a predicted model, not a curated record. The transcript has 8 exons. Gene Ontology annotation, cellular component: cytoplasm; cyclin-dependent protein kinase holoenzyme complex; nucleus. Gene Ontology annotation, biological process: mitotic cell cycle phase transition; regulation of cyclin-dependent protein serine/threonine kinase activity.
UUAAAUGCCCGUGCAGUCGUUGGCUGUCCAUUUAACGUUAAGUUCUGAUGUAGUAUGCGUGGUCAGCAGGCUUUAGCUUAGUUAACGGAACAUUUUCGCCUAUCUCAAAUAGUUUACGAAUCAGAUUCUUCUCUAACCAUGGCGUCAAGGAGCAUAAGCUUUAGAAAUCAGAAUGUGAGCCGCAAUGAAAAUGUGGCUGUUAAGAAAGUGGCAAAGCUAGUCUCUGGUCCUACAGUCAAGAGGGCUGCCCUGGGAGACAUUGCCAACAAGGCUGCUGUGGUGCAGCGUUCUGCAACAGAUGCAAGCAAACUAAAACAAAAUGAUACUUUUAAGAAGCCUUUGCAGCCAAGAAACAAAAAUAUAAAAAAUGAAAAUGUACCUUCAAAAAUCGUACCCAGUGCCAAGCUUGAGGCUGUUGACGAGUGUUCCAUGGUGUCGGUGGAUACCAGCUGCUCGGUGCCUCAGGACAUGUCCGUUGUUGAGCACGAGCCUGUGAAAGAAAGUAGCUCCAAAGACACGUCUAAUGUUCAGCCCCUUAGUGACAACUGUGUGCAGGACCUCUCAGAAGCAUUCUCUGCUAAAUGUCUCACUGUCACAGAUAUUGAUGCUGACGACAAAGACAACCCUCAACUUGUAUCGGAAUAUGUCAAUGAAAUUUAUGCCUAUAUGAGGUCACUUGAAAUCAAGAAUUGUGUGCGUAGACGCUACUUGGACGGUCACACUGUGACGCCACGGAUGCGUACCAUCCUCGUGGACUGGCUGGUCCAGGUGCAUAUGCGCUUCAACCUCAUGCAGGAGACCCUGUACCUCACCAUGGCCAUCUUGGACAGAUACCUGCAGCUGAUGCCCGACACUCCCAAAGAGGAAUUGCAGUUGGUGGGUGUGACGUCCAUGUUUAUCGCUAGCAAGUACGAGGAAAUGUACUGCUCGGAAAUAAACGACUUUGUCUUCAUCAGUGACAAGGCUUAUACCAGGCAACAGAUCCGAAAAAUGGAAAUCCAGAUACUCAAGAAACUUGACUACAACGUCUCAAUGCCUCUGCCCUUGCAUUUCCUCAGGCGCAACAGUAAAGCUGCCAAGGUGGACGGAACUCAGCACACACUAGCCAAGUACCUCAUAGAGCUUUGUCUGACGGAGUACAACAUGUGUCACUUCAAGGCUUCACAACUUGGUGCCGCUGCCCUCUUCUUGACGCUCAAACUGACUUGUGACGACCAAUGGAGCGACACUCUUACGUACUACUCUGGCUAUAGUGACGCAGAACUGAUGCCUGUGGUGUGCAAGAUGGCUCAGGUUGUGCUGCGCUCGUACAAAGCUAGUCACCAGGCCACCGUUCAGAAAUAUCGUUCGAGCAAAAACCUGAAGAUCAGUGAAUGUCCGGAGCUGACUGGGCCAGUGAUCCGAUCGCUAGCUGUGAAGGCGGCCACGUACUCCUAAACUAGAAUUGCUUACAUCCUGACGCGCGCAUCUCUGAAGAACUAACAUGUCUCAACUUUAUAGUGACUUCUUAGGAUUGACUAAGCGCUUGUAGAUUUCAUAACGAUAUCUAAUCAGUUAUUAUCGAACCAGUGCGUCUAAUUUUAUCAAAUAGUCAUUUUGGCUAAGAAACUUGCGAUUUGUAUACUACUAUCUGCCGAACUUCGUUUGGAUUUUUUUAGUGUGGACCAGGAACUCUUACUGAAAUGCACGUAGUGGUGAAACGCUUAAUUUUAACUUUGCCAUCUUGCCAGUAUUUGCGCGGCUGCUGUUGCCUCAGUGUUCAGAUUGUGGGAUUAGGUUAAUAUGAUGGAUUCUUGGAAUCUUUUAAUUCCUUUUACAGCCUUUGAAUGUACAGUUUUUUGUGCUCGAUUCCGGCUUCAUCUCGUGCGAAUGAUACGCGUCAAUAAAUUACUCCUGAAAGACGUUAUGAAUCUUUGAAGGCAUUAUUCUGCUUAUGUAAAUUUAAGUCUACGUACAAAUUUUCUCAUAGCUCCUUAGGAAAGUGGGAAUCAAAUUGAACUAACGAAUGUUUGAAAGUAUGCCGCAAUGUCAUAAUGGCUGAUGUUUGCGUAGAUGGUAGCUCAAGCCAAACAUUCUUCGCCCUCAGAGCUAAUUGUCUGAGGAUGCUUCAAAAUACGAGUGUACUUAUAUCGCUUACUCUCUCUAUAUUAGACUUUGCCUAGCUUUGAAGACGAGUAGGUUUAUAGCUUGUGGCCACGCUAGUUGUGCAUCGUUGUUCAAAUAAAAAUGCGUAUUGCUAAGGUGUGCCAACUUUUGGUAAUUACGGACUUUGUAACUAUGUUAACGAGACGCGUUUUAGAGCGGUCUUCCAGUCACGUAUGAAUAUAUAAAGGACUAUAUUUUGUAUACAUGGAUCCUCUUCGUGAUAUGUAAUGGAGCUAAUCAAACAUUAGGAUUUCUGUCUACGGAGAUGGUCAGCUGACCAGGUACCUAUUUAAUUCAGUUUUCUUCAUAGCAGUUAGAGAAUGAUUUUAACUUGCAUCUAGUAAGGCAGUGUUUUGCUGGCGCUGAAAAGAUCAAAUGGAGCUGCAACCUCGGUGAAGCUACAACUCAGUUUUCCGAUAUGAUCUCACUUUUGUAGAAGGUUUGCUAUAAAAUCGUAUGAAUUUGAUCCAUUUCGCAAAGUUCACCUCGUUUGCACCGGCAGUUUUUACCAGCAACCCAACAUGAAAUAGAAGGAAGUAUUGCCUGCUAACGGGAGCUUUAAGUCAUUAUUUUAGGUCGGUUGAUACCUUGCCGUGUCUCGUCUGAAAAACAUUUUAAUUUCUCCCUGUGCUUUUGUACCGUUUUCAUGAUAGCGUAUUUAUGACAGUUUAUUUAUCCCUGCAAACCUAGUACGUGGGAUUUGUUCUCGCUUGCUUUGAAUGCAGGAUAUUUCGCGCUAUAUGUCAUGCAACGAGUAAUUUGAAUUAUGUAGUAUUUUAGUUUUAUGGACUGCCUUUCUGUUCAUUUUAUGUGAUGAAUAUCAUUUGAGGUGUUAAUUAUUGUACACCUGUUUUAGAAAGACACUCUUAUACGAGAUGAUCAUCGUUAAGUUGUGAUGUAUUUUGACCCACUAGAUGGACGUCAAUAAAAGUUGCUGGAAGUAUAAUAAUUAUUUUUA